Molecule: messenger RNA, 1452 nt
Organism: Pseudogymnoascus destructans
Lineage: Eukaryota; Fungi; Ascomycota; Leotiomycetes; Thelebolales; Thelebolaceae
Gene: CDC42
Product: Rho GTPase
Exons: 4
Coding region: 292-876 (194 amino acids)
Biological process (GO): small GTPase-mediated signal transduction
Molecular function (GO): GTPase activity; GTP binding
Source: RefSeq, a predicted model, not a curated record
ACAAACUUCCACCAACCUCCACCAACCUCCCCAAUCAACGCAAUCACAACAUCCCGAUUCCAACUCGACCCCGCGACCUACCUACCUCCCACAAUUCAAUCCGCAACACCGCAUCCACGCUUCCACGCAUCCACACUUCCACUCUUCCACUCUUCACUCUUCCACACCUCCAACCAGCACAACCCACACCCUCACAACUCGUCAAGGCAGCUCGCUCUCUUCGCCCCUGCUGCUGAGGUUACCACACCACGCCCACGCAGUUUCCAACUACUCCCUCUCCAAGUCGCAGAAAUGGUUGUUGCUACGAUUAAGUGUGUUGUGGUUGGCGAUGGUGCUGUGGGAAAGACUUGUCUUUUGAUCUCGUAUACCACCAACAAGUUCCCUUCGGAAUAUGUCCCUACCGUCUUCGAUAACUAUGCUGUCACUGUCAUGAUCGGCGACGAGCCCUACACCCUCGGCCUCUUCGACACCGCCGGCCAAGAAGACUACGACCGUCUCCGACCCCUCUCCUACCCCCAAACCGACGUCUUCCUCGUCUGCUUCUCCGUCACCUCCCCCGCCUCCUUCGAGAAUGUGCGCGAAAAGUGGUUUCCCGAGGUGCACCACCACUGCCCCGGCGUCCCCUGCCUCAUCGUCGGCACACAGACCGAUCUGCGCGACGACUCCAGCGUGCGCGAGAAGCUGCAGAAGCAGAAGAUGAGCCCGGUUAGGAGGGAGGAUGGAGAGAGGAUGGCGAAGGAGUUGGGCGCGAUUAAGUAUGUGGAGUGCUCGGCGCUGACGCAGUAUAAGUUGAAGGAUGUGUUUGAUGAGGCUAUCGUGGCUGCUCUCGAGCCACCUGCCCCGAAGAAGAAGCAUGGGAAGUGCUUGGUCCUGUAGAUGACCUGGAUUGUAUAUCCCCGACCCGGUUUUCGCUCAUGUACUCAGCGUGGACUCCGAUCGACAAAUUCCAGGCUUUCCGAACCGCAUUUUCGACCCUCAGCGCGCCUUCAACUUUGACGUCAUUGCCACCCAGAGCAAGUCUUGUCUAGUUCAGUCCUGCACAUCCGACGAUCGCGAUACCUUUGUUUCUCCAUCUUGCAGUCGGCAUAAGAGCACCAAAAGUUUGUCUUGCGAAAUGAACAACCACGGAAUCGACCAGGAGGAGCGACAAAUCUUGGCUGAAAACAGGCCAAAUGGGAAAACCAGGAAACAGGAGGGGAUUGCCUUUCAUCUUCUUCUUCUUCACAUCUUUUUUUUCUUAUGUGUUUUCGGUGUGGUGUGUGAUACCGCGUGUUUUAUUUUUUGCUAGGCGUAACGAUUAGGGACUACUCCGUUUUUUUAAGUAUUCUGUCUGGGAAAGCGACAAAGACAGUGACAGACAUGAGAGUAUGUGAGAGAGUAUGGGAGAAUAUGGGCGAGUAUGAGAGACAGUAUGGUGAGAGAAAUAAGGGGAGAAGUAAGGAGAGAAUGGGA